GCUAGGAGUCAUAGAGAAGAUCUGACCACCUCUUUUUUCUGAUUGGUCUCUCUCUCUCACUCUCUCUCUCUCUCUUUCUCCCUCUUCUCCUUCUAAGCAUGUCAGAGUAUCUCUGCUGGCUCACAGAGUUCGAGAGAGGACAAAACACAGACAGGGAGUUAGAGGCAGGAAAGAGGGUUGGAAAGAGUUCUCUUUCUCAUGGUGUCUCCUUCUGGGCUGUCCAACUGAAGCAGAGGUUAGACGAAGGACUGGGGAUUUCUCGAGGAUUUCUUUUGCUUUCUGUAAGCACUUAUACUUUGGGACCAUAGUUGAUAAGAAUGAGGUCCAGGAGCAGUGGGAUGGAGGAUCCUGACAGCGGACACCUUCGAGUCAAACAGCCCAGCAAAGGCUACCAAAAGGACAAGAAGGAAGGACACAGCAUUCAGGAUAUGAUUGAGGAAAGCCCCACCAUGGAGGAGAAGGAGAAAGAAGAAAAGGUAGAGGAUGGUCCUGUACAAGCCACGAUGAAGAGAUUGCAAAAGCCAGCAGGAGAAAACUGCAGGAAGAAAGCAGGACUGAUGCAGCUUUCUAAAGAGGAGCUGCUUCGCCUGCUCAGCAUCAUGGAGGGAGAGGUGCAGGCUCGUGAGGAUAUUAUUCACAUGCUGAAGACUGAAAGGACACAACCCGAGUCCCUGGAGGCUCAAUAUGGAGCCGCUGUCCCUGCAACACCUCUGCAGGCUCUACAGAGAGACAACAUGCUCAGCUGUAACAGGACAUGUGAGAAUGACGUCUAUGAGAUCCCCAUGAUGGAGCUGGACCGCCUGGAGGAGAAGCACAGAGAGACAUACAGAAGGAUGCUGGAGCAGCUCUUGCUGGCUGAGAAAUGCCACCGUCGCACAGUUAACGAGCUGGAAUGUGAGAAGCGCAAACAUGUCGACUUCAUGAACAAGAGCGAUGACUUCACCAACCUGCUGGAGCAUGAGCGUGAGAGGCUAAAGAAACUGUUGGAGCAGGAGAAGGCAUACCAAACUCGUAAAGACAAGGAUCACAGCAGGCGGCUAGAAAAAGUAAGAGAAGAACUGGUGAAACUGAAGUCCUUCGCUCUAAUGCUGGUAGAUGAGAGACAGCUUCACGUCGACCAGAUUGACCAGCAAAGCCAAAAGAUCACAGACCUCAGCAAAAUGUUGCAAGAGAGGGAUCAAAAUCUGGAAAUUGUCACCAGCAAGUACAAAGAUGACAGUCAGAGGAUUCAGAAGUUGGAAGUGGAGUUAGAGCAUAAAGCUGCAAAAUUUUUACAAGAACAUGAGGACAUGACAGCCAAGCUCUCCAGUCAGGAGUCCCAAAACCGACAGUUACGCACAAAACUGGCCGGUCUGUCUCUGAAAAUUGAGGAGCUGGAGGAAAGUAACAAAGCACUUCAGAAAUCCGAGGAGGAUUUGCAAGAGUUAAGGGAUAAAAUCAGCAGGGGAGAAUGUGGAAACUCAAGCAUUAUGGCUGAGCUUGAAACUCUCCGCAAGAGAGUGCUGGAGAUGGAGGGAAAAGAUGAGGAGAUCACAAAGGCAGAAGCACAGUGCAAGGAGCUGAGGAGGAAGCUUCAAGAUGAGGAGAGUCACAGUCGCGAGCUGAAACUUGAAAUCGAGAAGUUGCAGAAAAGGAUGGCAGGCUUGGAGAAACUUGAGGUAACUUUUAAUAUGAGCAAAUCCGCAUGUUCACAACUCCAUGUAAGCCUAGAACGAGAGAAGAACUUCACAAAGAACUUAACCAAGGAGCUGGAAACUGUUAAAAAUCAUGUUAAAGAGCUUCAAUGUGCUGAGUCGAGGCUUGGAAAGGCAGAAAGUAGCUUAAAAGAUGAUUUGACAAAACUAAAGUCAUUUACUGUAAUAUUAGUGGAUGAGAGGAAGAACAUGGCAGAAAGAAUUAAGCAAGAGGAGCAAAAGAGCGAAGACAUGAGCAAGCUGUUCAAGGCUGAGCAGGGCAGGGUCAUGGAAAUCACAGAGAAGCUGAUUGAAGAGAGCAAAAAGCUUUUGAAACUAAAGUCAGAGAUGGAGAUGAAAGUGUCAGCCCUUACAAAGGAGAAUAAUGACCUAAGGACUAGACUUACAUGUGAAGAAGAGAAACAAAAUGAUCUCAAUGCAAAGGUCAACCUAAUGCAAAAGAGGGUGGACUGUUUCGAGGAGGCUGAAAGAAAAUCUAGAAGCAGACCUGAUGUGGACAAGACAAGAUAUACUGAUGAAGACAACAAGGUUAAAGAGCUAACAGAGGAGAUUGACAGGCUGAAGAAUCGUUUGAAGCAGCUAGAAGUUGUGGAGGGUGAUUUAAUGAAGACAGAGGAUGAAUAUGAUAUGCUUGAAAAGAAGUUCAGAACAGAGCAGGAUAAGGCCAAUGUUCUGUCUCAGCUCCUGGAGGAAAUGAAGUCACAGAUUGCCAGAAACAAGGCCAUUGAAAAGGGGGAGGCUGUAAGCCAAGAAGCUGAAUUAAUAUUGAGGUGCAAGAUGGAGGAGGCCAAAACCAGAGAUUUGCAAGCGGAUGUCCUGGCUCUUAAGGAGAAGAUUCAUGAGUUGAUGAACAAGGAGGAUCAGCUAUCUCAACUUCAGGUUGAUUACACAGUUCUAAAGCAGAGGCUCAUCGAUGAGCAGGACAGAAAGAAAAGUAUGAGCCAACAGAUCCUAAACCUCACCAAAGAAUUAGAGGCGACUAAACGAUACAGCAGAGCGCUAAGGCCUAGCAUGAAUGGAAGAAGAAUAGUGGAUGUUCCUCUUACAUCAACAGCUGUUCAGACAGACGCACACGCUAUCGAAGCUUUUGAAGAAGAGACUCCAGCUGUAUUUAUAAGGAAAUCUGUUUUAGAAGAAAAUCAUGUGAUGAGCAAUUUGAGGCAGAAAGGGAUUAAAAAACCUGUAGUGCUGGACCGUUAUCCGCCUGCAGGUACAGACCUAAGUAUGAAAAAAUCAUUGAUUCCCUGGAUGAAGAAAAAAGAAGCUAGUGCUGAUGCACAAGGUGGCUUAGACAAGUUGACUUAUAAAGUUAAUGGAGAUGCGUCACCUCAACCAUCAGAAUUAACCAUGUCACAAAAACCAGGCCAGCCACUGCAUAUAAGGGUGACUCCAGAUCAUCACCACAGCACUGCCACAUUGGAGAUCACAAGUCCUCGUGCUGAGGACUUCUUCUCAAGCACCACAAUUAUCCCAACUUUAGGGCUGCAGAAGCCGCGGAUUACUAUAGUUCCUAAACCUACUACUGUGUCACCGAAGGGCUAUGACCUAAUGGACAGGACCAAGUCUCCAGUGACCAUUACAACCAUUUCCCGAGCUAAGUCUCCAGAAGGAAGCAAGAUCUCCUAUCCUGAUUCUCCAAGCUCUCCUGUCUCAGUUAUCACAGUUAGCACAAGCCCAGUGAUGCAGGCGCCUGUCUCUCCAGAAUUCCAGGAGACCUCAAGCAUGGGCAGAGCAGUGUUUAAAGUGACUCCGGAGAAGCAGACGGUGCCAACACCAGUUCGCAAAUACAACUCCAACACCAACAUCAUAACAACAGAAGAUAAUAAAAUUCAUAUUCACCUAGGGAGUCAAUUCAAGAGGUCUCAGGACUCCGGAAGCAGUCCUACUGUCACAGUAAGGCCUCUGAAUGUAUGCACAGAGAGCAAGGAGACACCCACUACAGAGACCCUCCUGCGUUCCCCACGACAGUCCCCAUCUUCAGGGAAAGCCACACCUGGCAAGAUGACAAGUAGCAUCACCAUUACCCCUAUCACGUCUGCUCCUUCAAGGCCAACCCAGUCCGUGUCCGGGACGGAUGUGCAGUCAACUCGGUCUUGCUCGACAACACGAAUCCCUAUGUCCAAAGAAAAUGUUGUGCUCCGCAUGACUUUUGAGCCUCGUUGAGAAUGAGGGGUUGCACAAAGGCUCGACUUCUCCACAUCUCAGACCGUGAUGUUCAUGUCAGCUCAUCAACUAGCACCAGGAUCAGCACCACCAUGAAAUUUACGCCUGGAACCAAGCUAGGAAUCUGGAGCACACUAGUCUGCUGUGUUGUGACAUGAUCCCCCCCCCCCCCCCCCUCUUUAUUCAGUUUGAUUCAGAAGUGAUGGUUGUUUUUUGGAGAUGUGAGAUAACAUGGAAAACGAAUGCAUGUAGGAAAUAGGAAAGUGCUGGAUUGAAAUAUUACAGAAGCAGUAUUUCAACAUGUGAGAUAUAAGUGAUGUUGAUUUUAUUUAGGUUUAAUUUAAUUCAGAAGGUCACAGAAAUGUAUGAACGUGCAGUUAGGAUAAUAUUGCUGUGGAAAUAUAUAAACACCCCCAACAUUAAACACAAACACUAACAUUAUAAAGCUUUUGUUUUAAUGGAGUGCCUUGCAAAUUCAAAUAUAGACCACCUUAGUCCAUGGAAUUGUAUUAGAUUUAUUAAAACAUGGAAUAAUCUGUAAAAUCGAGAUAUGCUUUCUGUAACAAAAAUUGAUGACUUGAUGGACAUACAACUAUAAAUGACCUUGUAUAUAGUGUGAUUAUUAAAUGGGAACCAGUUAAACUGGUCUAGGUUAUUAGAAGCCUAAAAUGGUGAGCAUUUCCGAUAAACCCUCAAGUUUUGUCUUGUGUUGAAAUUGUGUUCAAUUUUAUCUUUUAGCAGAAUAAAUGAAUGAGAAAAAAUAUAUUGUAGGCUAUGCGUAUCCAGGAUGUACCCUACCUCCAAGUAUCCCAAGUUCCCUGGGAUAGGCUCCAGGCGUUCUGUGACCCUGAACAGGAUAAGCGGUAUAGACAGUGAGUGAGUGGAAUCAUAUACAAGAUGUUUGAAUAUUAUGUUCCAAAUGUAUUAUGUAUUAUGUCCACACAAUCCCGUAAAUCUCAUUCCUCAAUUUCAAAACACCCUAGUCAUUCAUGCAUAAAUUAACUCCUUGCACUGGUGGUUUUAGAUGGGAGGUAAUGCACAAAGAGCUGUAAUAUUAUUUUGUUGAAAAUGUGUGAGUAUUUUGUAGCCAUGACUGUCUAAUGCCAUUAAUCACAUACAUUGCACGAAGUGAAUCUUAUCUACAAUGUCUGGAUUGUCUGAAAAAUAAAUAGAGUCAUUUU
Messenger RNA from Clarias gariepinus (North African catfish), 5038 nucleotides. RefSeq names its product filamin-A-interacting protein 1 (gene filip1b). The coding region runs from base 318 to 3857 and encodes 1179 amino acids. The transcript has 7 exons. Lineage: Eukaryota; Metazoa; Chordata; Actinopteri; Siluriformes; Clariidae. The record is from RefSeq and is a predicted model, not a curated record.